Molecule: messenger RNA, 513 nt
Organism: Nothoprocta perdicaria
Lineage: Eukaryota; Metazoa; Chordata; Aves; Tinamiformes; Tinamidae
Gene: FABP1
Product: fatty acid binding protein 1
Exons: 4
Coding region: 60-443 (127 amino acids)
Biological process (GO): fatty acid transport
Cellular component (GO): nucleus; cytosol
Molecular function (GO): fatty acid binding
Source: RefSeq, a predicted model, not a curated record
GCUCUGCUUGCCUGCAAGACAUCUUCUCUGUUGUUGGGAACACAGAGAGCCUUUCCAUCAUGAGCUUCAGUGGAAAGUAUCAACUCCAGUCRCACGAAAAUUUUGAACCUUUUAUGAAAGCCCUCGGGCUUCCUGAUGAGCAGAUCCAGAAGGGCAAGGACAUGAAGAGCACCUCGGAAAUUGUGCAGAAUGGGAAAAAGUUCAAGCUUACUGUGACCACCGGCAGCAAAGUUAUGACUAGUGAGUUCACUAUUGGGGAGGAGAGCGAGCUAGAGCUGAUGACAGGAGAGAAGGUCAAGGCUGUUGUGCAGAUGGAAGGUGACAACAAGCUGGUGGCAACCGCAAAAGGAAUCAAAUCCGUCACCGUGCUCGAUGGAGACACCCUCACCAAUACCAUGACCAUGGGAGAUAUCACCUACAAGAGAAUCAGCAAGAGAAUCUAGAAAUCCUGUGCAUGCUUAUCAUUUUACUGUGUAAAAUACGUUCAUUGGAGUCACAUUUAUAUUAAAGACC